AAUAAUUUUUUAUUGAAGUUUUUUAUUUUCAAAACAUAUACAAGGAUAAUUGUUUAACAUUGACCCUUGAAAAACCUUGUGUUCCCAUUUCCCCCUCCUUCUUCUCCCCUUCUCCCCCCAUGGCAUAUAAUCCGAUAUAAAUUAACCAUGAUAAAAAUAUAUGUUAAAUCCAACAUAGGCAUACAUAUGUAUGCAAUUAUCUUGCUGUAGCAAUAUAAUUUGAAGAUGGAUGAAUGUUUAAUAAAUAUUUGCUAAAGUAAAUAGAUUAAUAUGCUUGUUGUUUUGAACUGAGAGACAUCUGAUUGCCCAAUGGAAAGAGCAUUGAACUCAAGAGUCACAAGAUCUGACUCAAAUUCUGACUUUGCCACUUUUUAUGCCCGUGACACAGGGCAAGUAACAAUCUCUUUCUAGCUUCAAUUUCCUCAUUUGUAAAAUGAGGGAGUUGGAUUCAAUGACCUCCAGCUCUAUUAUUCUAUGGUGCUGAAGUACUUUCAGUUGCAUCACUGUAGCCACAUUGCUUUACCUGGGUGUGCUUAGUUAAAAAUGUCCUUGUCUCUAAAACUUUUAUCCGUAUAAUUAUUUGAUCAUACCUGAAUCAUUCAUCAUAUUCUGUUGUACUUUGUACAAUAAAUGAUUAUUAAUAAUUAUAAAGAUGAAUGAGAUGAGGUGAGAUCUCUCAAGACAGUUGUGAAAAUCGAGUAAGGCUUCAUCUACUUCAGAGUUGGAAUAAACCUGAAGGUCCUUGAGCACUGACUCAAGGGCAUACCUAAGUCCCCUUCCUGCUAUUCUCCCAUUGAUGAGGUUUAGGUUUGAGGGUUUCCUUUAGUAGGGAACCAAAUGAUAAAAGUCUAGAUUUAGGGAACCAAAAUGAGACUAGGAUUUCUAAUAGGGAGUUAAAUGAUAAGGUCUAGCGGCAGGUUUGGGGUUCUGGUUUGGUUCCCCUACACCCUCUUGGGAUUCAGCGCAAGUUUUAGGGAACUCCCUUCUGGCAGCACAGAGAUUCUCUGUAAAGGAAUUUACAGAUCCAAAAACUUAGCUUGAUAAAAGAGAUUUAUUAUAAUAAUUGAGAAGUAAGGUUAGAAAUCCUGACAGAGAGGCAUAAAGUCUAGUUAGGGAAAUAGAUGAGAAUAAAGAGAGGGUAGCACUGGAAAAGAAUAUUAUCCAGUGGGCAGAGACUCUUUGGCAUAGCAUGGCAUGUUUGGAACUUCUGCAAAGAGAAGAUUUUAAUUUGGCUCUUUUAUAAUAGGAGCUUGGGCUACAAGUUAAAGGGAGCUCCUGGGUGGAGUCCCAAAUUGGCUCAUCUACUCAAUGGGUUUCAGUUUGAGCUCGAAUUUGAAUAGAACUCUAUGAGUUUCUUCAAUUCAAUAGGAUUGGAAUUCCUUUUGCUAGAUAACAGAAUGAAAUUGUCUUGUUUGCUUUCCCUUGGCAGGGUCCCUCACUGAGGCAGAGUUGAAGGAGAUUUUCUCCUUCAAGGAUUUUUAGAGUUUCAAGGUCCCUUCUUCACCAUGAUAUCAUUUUCUCUCUAUUUCAAUCAAAUAUAGGCAACUACGUACUUACUGGCCAAGUUCAAUUUCUUGGGUAGUUCCUGAAUUUAGAAUGUAAGACCUUCAGCUAAUGAAGAUGAUGGUCAGUGUGGGAAGGAUUAUUUAAAGUGUAAAAGCUGUCCCAAAAGGUGCCUCCUCCUUUCUAUUGCUUGCUCAACUGGAAGCCCCCCUCCCCACAUUCUCAAAAGUACAAUAAACUUUUGAUUUGCUCCUAGAGAUCUCUCCAGAUUUUUAUUAAAUGGUAACCACUUACCAUUCUGAGCCACACAAAGCUAUAACCAGGAAAAAAAAAAGAUAAGAAAUUUUUGGAGGGGAAAGGAGGAAGUGAGACAAAGUAAUUGGAGUUCAGUGGCUUUCUCUGGGGUCUCAUAUUUAGUAAGGGUCAUGUAUUUAAGUCCAGACUUGAACUCAGAUUCUCCUGACUCCAGAACCAGUACUCUAUCUACUUUGUUAGUUAGCUGCCCCAAGAAAAAUUUCUUAAAUGAGAAAGAAGAAAUAAAGUAUGGUAAUAUUAAGCUACAUUCAGAUUUUGUCCUUUCUUAGAUAUUUUCUUUCCCUAGUUAUUACCCAUUAAAAAUUUCUCAAAUCACUAAAUAUACAAUAAUCAUUUAUAUGCUAGCUACUCUGCUAAACACUGAGUAUAGGAUACCAACAUUAAUCAAUCACUAAUGCUUUCAGCACCUCACAUUCUAAUGAAUUUCAAUUAAUAUUUUCAAUAAGUUUCCUAGUGUACUGCCAAUCUUUCUAAUACCAAGGAGACUACACACAUUUCAAUGAAUUGUUCAAAAAUGCCAGUGGCCUCAAAAAUCCCUUAAAAAUUAUAGGAUUCUAUUGAUGAGACUGUUAUGUGACUUACUCAGGGUCACACAGCUAGCAAGUGUCUGAACUUCAGUUUUCCUGACUCCAAGCCUUUACUAUAUAAUCUUAAAGACAAGCUUGACCGUGAAAUAAAUGUGGAAAUAUACCUUCCUUCCCUUCUUAGAGGAAGAGGACUAUGGCUGUAGAAAACUGAAUAUACUGUCAGAUCAGAAUGAUGGGCUGAUUAGUUUUGCUGAGCUACUUCCCAGCUUCCCCUUUUAAAGUUCUUCCUUACAAGGGUUCGUUUUUCAGCUAAAGAAGAAGGCAUCACUUUCAGAAAUUAAAAUAUCAAGAAAAUUUUUUCAAAUUUCAUUGUGGUAAAAGUUUAAAUGUCAUUCAUUGAUCCGCCCAUCCAGGCAUUUUUUCCUUCGUUCAUUCAACAAUAUUAAAACCGUCUUGGGAACGAUAAAUCCUCUUUAGAAUUUAAGCUCUUUAAGACUAAAGACACACGUACACUGCGUUCUAUAUCGGACAGUGACCUUGGGCCCAAGAGCGUUCAGAAUAAAUAAAGAUAAAUCUCUACCAGGCUUCUGCAGUAUGCCCGUAACAAAACAAGCUUCCCUGUGGGCACCUACGAGGCUUUUAAGCUGAGUGAAAGUGAGAAAAAUAAAAUGUUGCUCUGUUUGUGUUACAUUUUCACGUGCAGACGACCUUGGGGCUACGCACGGUAGAUUUUGCAGUGGGCGAGAAGAGAACAAUUUGUGGGGCCAGGUGGAUGUCCAUACCUCGCUUCCACUUACUCACUGAUGACUUCCCUCUCUUUCUCCCUCCCUCUCGCUGUCCCUGUCUUUGUCCUCCCCUUCUCUCUCUCUCGAAGAUAAGUGCUUGGCUGGCUGGAACUGCAAUCCUAAAGCAAUCCCUUGCUCAUGCCGGAAGAAGAGGGGGCGGGGUGGGAGGGAGAUGCAGGCAACAUGCACCCCAUCCCCCCACCCCAAACAAUCGAAGGCAAACCAAACUGCGACCACAAAUCAGGCAGAAAGUACCCGGACUUAAGAUCUGGUUCCUUUUCCCCCCCACCUCGCUCUCCUUUGUCUAAGGGAAGGGUCGAGAAACAACAGGCAACUGUGCUUUCUUUUCCUAAGCUGGAGGGUCGCGGGGGAAUGCUUGUAACUGCGCCCCGCCCCCUCCCCGCCCCAUCUGAGCCUUGGGCGGAGAGAGCUCUGCCCGUUCGGGCCUCCCCUGGCCUUGCUCGCUGAGGUCAGUCCUCUGCCAGGGUAAGGGAACUGGCCCUGCCGCCUGGCCGAGCUGCCGAACAAGUCUGAGCGCCUCCGCGUCAGCAGCGAGCCCGGCUCGUCUACGUCCCUCUCCCGCCGCUGUGCUCCCGCGUUCAACGGCCGGCGCUAUGAGCCUGCUGGCCCCCUGGGCCCGAGGGCCCGGCCGCCUCCUGCGCUGCCAGCGGGCUCUGCUCGCCUCCGGUGUCUGCAGGCGGGGAGCCGCCGGGGCCGGGCAGCCUCCGCCCGAUCAGCAGUUCACCGUCUGCCGGCAGCAGGAUGGCAUCAGGACCAUUAUCUUGAAUAAUCCAAAGAAAAGAAAUGCUCUGUCAUUGCGUAUGCUGAAAUCUCUCCAAAAUGACAUUCUCCAUGAUGCUGAAAGCAAAGAUCUAAGAGUCAUUAUCAUUUCAGCUGAAGGGCCUGUGUUUUCCUCUGGCCAUGAUUUAAAGGAAUUAACUGAACAGCAAGGCCAGGAUUAUCAUGCUGAAGUAUUUCAGACGUGUGCUGAGGUCAUGAUGCUAAUCCAGAAACAUCCUGUCCCCAUCAUUGCCAAAGUGAAUGGUUUAGCCACUGCUGCAGGUUGUCAGCUGGUUGCAAGUUGUGACAUUGCCCUGGCAAGUGAGAAAUCUCAUUUUGCAACUCCUGGUGUGAACAUUGGACUCUUCUGCUCCACUCCAGCAGUUGCCCUGGGAAGAGCAGUUCCUAAAAAGGAACAUCAUUACAAGAUGGACCUUUACAUGAAUACAAUUUUGCAGUUUCUUGAAGAGAACUGAGUCCUAUUCAACUCUAGACCCAGCUAAUGCUGGAUAAUCAAGUGAAAUAAUAUUUUUAUAGAAGUUAGCACCCUGUCUGGCACAUAGUAUGUUCUUAAUAAAUAUUUAAUCCUUUCCCUUUUCUCUAGUACUACCAUCUUCCCUCAGUUGAUUAUCUCCAAUCUAUCCUGUAUAUAUCUUGUUUGUACAAAAUUUGUUUGCAUAUUCUUUCCCACAAUGGAUUGUGAGCUCUUUGAGAGAAGAGACUGUCUUUUUGUCUUUUUUUUUGUUUGUUUGUUUUGGUAUCUCUAGCACUUAGUACAGUACUUAGCACUUAAUAAAUACUUAUUGACUGGGAAUCUAUACCAUCUGUCCCAGACAUAUGUGUGGAUAGAGAUAAUACCCUAUUGGAAAAGCUAUAUACAUUGUCCAUCCAAGCAUACAAUGUAGUCUUGGCAAAAGACAUUAAUUAUGUACUUGUUCUUUUUCUGUGGGAGUAGUUAGGCCAAAUUCCUUAAGUAUUUCCCUCUCCAUGCUCUUGAUAUCUUAUAUUUCAGUCUUUUGACCCCUCACAAUUAUUCUUCCUCUCACAAGAAUCUCCUCUAUAUGUCCUUGGUAUGCUUUUUCUUCUAUUUAUUCUCUAUAGCACAAUUUCUAUCCCCUCUAUAAGCACAUCCGGUACUAUGAUGUUAGGGUCCAAGGGUAGUUGUUCCUCUGUUCUUGAUAGAGAAAAAUCCAUUAUAAUGAGUUUUAUAAAAGAUUUUCCAUUUUUCUUCUGUUAUCUUCCUGCCAUUUUCAUCCUUAAAUGCCCUUGGGAUGACUUUGCUAACUUAGAUCUGCUUGCCAAGCUUUCUUUAAACUUAUUUUACUGUCCACUGUUUCUCUCAGCUUUGGGAGACAAUGCUGCUCAUAAUCAUCCAUCAUUCUUCACAAGAUUUUACAAACAAGUUUAUAUUCUAACCCAGUGUUGCCUUUGGCAGCCAUCCCUCUCUGUUUGGCAAGUAAAUCAAACAUUUUAUUGACUAAGGCACUUUCUGGGAAGAAAGUAUCCUUGUUUGUGGUAAUUAAUUUACAUUGGUUAAACUUCUAGAUAAAAUUAUCAUAAUCAGUGUCAAGGUCAUUUCUAUUGUCCAUUUCCCAUUUUUGGUUGUCUUGUUUAAAUGGUAGAUGUAAACUUGUGGGUUAAACAGAAGUCUCACACUUUUUUAUGUGGUGAACACUUUAUUUAAUAAAAGAAUUGGGAGACGCUAGACAUGACAAGCAUCAAAUAACAGUCUGAAAAAUGAGUUCAUUUUUCCUGACUCCACUAGCUUUGUACAGUCAGCCCUUGGACUUAUUAGAGCUAAUACAAGAGUUAGCAAAAGGAAAAAAAAAGCAAGAAUAAUGAGGGGGGAAAUAUAGACAAUAUCAUAAAAGAAGGAACUUAUACCUCCUACCUAAAUCCCAAGCUUCUAAACUAUAAUUGUCUUACUCAUAGGUUCCAUCAAAACUGGCAUUAGCUAGUUUUCUCAUUGAUGUGGACACUCCAUAUAUCAAAAAACACAAAACAAUGAAGAGUCCCCCAGGCAUUACAGCACAAGACCUGGCCUUAGAAUAUAUUCUAUUUGUUUUUUUAUAUUUUUAAAAUUCUGAAUUUUAACAAACAAGCACAAACAAAACAAAUCCUUAUAGUGGCCAUAUUCCAAAACGCAUUUCUGUCUAUACCCCAAUUCCAUCAACUCUUUGUCAGAAGGUAGAUAACAUGCUUCCUCUUGAGACAUGAUUGGUCAUUAUGUGAUCAGUUCCUGAAUCUUUCAAAGUUAUGUUUCUUUAUAGUGUUGUUGUCCUUGUAUUAAGUGAUCUGUUUCUAUUCACUUUAUUCUGUCUCAUUUUGUAUUAUUCAAUAAUAACGUCCAAUAAAUCCAAUCUAAUCUAGCAAACAUUUACUAAACAUCUACAAUAUGACAAGAACUGGGAUAAGCACUGAGAAUACAAUUAAUAAAAAGGAUAGUCUCUACCCUCAAGAAGUUUGCAAUCUGAUGGGAGAAGAUAACAUAAAAGGAGACCAGAAAGGGGCAGUAAAAAAGCAGACUACCUUGUUCUGUGGAAUUGAAACCUGAAAGAGCAGCAAGUGCAGAAUAAAGUGAACUGCCUUCUAGAAAGGAAGACAUUUAAAGGAAUUUACUACUUUAUCCUUUAGCCCUCCAAUCUGAGGGGGAAAAGAGGCUGAAAGAGAUAAUGUCUGUCAAGGCUUGAGUUAGCAGCAUGCUGAUGCAAUUAGAAGUGGUAAGUUUAUCCUGGGUAAGGUACCUUAUUCUAAGGAAUAAAUACCAGGCAGAACAGCAGUUAUAAAGUGAAGAUUGCAUUCAUAUACCAAAAUUUGUUUUGAUCAUUCCAUAAUAGAUUCAAAUUCCAACACUUUGUUUUUUAUUUUUCCCCCUUCCUUUUUAAUCCUCUCUCUAGGAUCAAAAAUUUUGUUUUGCUUUCAAAACAAAAAUCUUCCCUUCUGGGUAUUUUCCUAUAGUGUCUUGUUUUCCUAUUAAGUUUAAUAUAUUUUUAUAUCAAACUGUGUGUGUGUAUGUGUGUAUUCAACUCUCUUCCACUCCUUCUCCCAUAAUUAUAUAUUCCUUUUGACAUAUCCUAGUAAUAAAAAUAGCAAGUUCUACUCCCUUUCACUUCCUUUUUGUAUUAUUACAUUAUUUUUACUCUCCUUUCUCUCUUCCCUCUUAAAACCCACAGAACAGAACUAAUCUACUCUCUAGGUCUUCUAUUUUUCUGAUUUAAAUUCCUUGAUACCUUUUGAAGACAUUAUGCUUCUGGGGUAUAAAGUGAUAUGGGAAUAAAGUACCUAUCCUGGAA
Molecule: messenger RNA, 7203 nt
Organism: Antechinus flavipes (yellow-footed antechinus)
Lineage: Eukaryota; Metazoa; Chordata; Mammalia; Dasyuromorphia; Dasyuridae
Gene: ECHDC3
Product: enoyl-CoA hydratase domain containing 3
Exons: 5
Coding region: 3745-4386 (213 amino acids)
Cellular component (GO): mitochondrion
Molecular function (GO): hydro-lyase activity
Source: RefSeq, a predicted model, not a curated record